This is a messenger RNA of Thrips palmi, 1362 nucleotides long. RefSeq lists its product as uncharacterized. The transcript has 5 exons. The coding region runs from base 40 to 903 and encodes 287 amino acids. NCBI's taxonomy places the organism in Eukaryota, Metazoa, Arthropoda, Insecta, Thysanoptera, Thripidae. The record is from RefSeq and is a predicted model, not a curated record. Gene Ontology annotation, biological process: phospholipid metabolic process; arachidonate secretion.
GCCGCCAAGCUCCAAGCUCGCAACGCGCCAAGCCAGGCCAUGGCGGCGACCACAGUCUGCUGCAGCCGGGCUGGGGACCACCACCGAGCACCAGUCCGCGUCCCCGCCUCCAAGAGAAGCCCCCGGCCGUCGCGGACGUCCAGGACCUCGCCGAAGAGUUCACCCCUGCCAGAGAUGCGCGCGGCGAUGCUGCUGCUCCUGAUGGCGGCCGCGCGCUGCCACGCCACGCUGCUGGUGGCGGACACGUACGCCGGGAGGCUGAUGGAGCUGCGCGGCGACACGCCCACCUGCACGCUGUUCGACGACCGCGAGGCCGUGCGCUUCAAGCUGUCGUCGGCGGACCCGCGGCGCGUGCGGCCCAGCUCGCCCGAGCAGUUCGACGCCCUGGUGCGCGCUUGCAACGAGCGGCGCGGCCCCGGCGGCCAGGCCGGCGACGGCCACCGCCAGACCGGCUUCAUCUACCCAGGGACCAAGUGGUGCGGCCCGGGCAACACCGCCCUCCACUACGACGACCUCGGCUACCACCGCGCCGAGGACGCCUGCUGCCGCGAGCACGACCACUGCCCCGCCGUGCUGGAGGCGGGCCAGUGCCUGCAGGGGCUGUGCAACAACGCCCUCUACACCAAGUCCCACUGCGACUGCGACGCGCGCUUCCGGCGCUGCCUCGGCGCCAUCGGCUCGGAGACGGCCAACCUCAUCGGCUCCAUCUUCUUCAACGUGGUGCAGGUGUCCUGCUUCAAGGAGAAGCGGCCCUGCUACCCGGAGGACGUGGACGACCGGGGCCGCUGCCGCAUGCGCUUCCACGCCCAGGCCAGGUACGAGGAGUUCGGCGGCUACUCGGCGGGCUCCUCCGGGAUCGUCUCCAACCUGCUCAGCUCCUUCCUGCCCUUCCGCAAACGCUGAGACCUCAAGGCUCGAUGAGUCAUCCCCCAACCCCUUCCCGAACCUGUUUUACAACACCUUAGGAUUAGGAUUAGAACGACGUUCUUGUCGAUUGUUUCGAACCCGGUGAGAAUUUAUGACUUGGCUCUGUCAAUGGUCCUAAACCCAUUUGGAAACCAUGUGCGCAACCAGUAAUCUCUCAGUGGAUAGAUUUGUGAUACUAGUUUUUUGUUUUUAAUUUAUGAUUUUACUUUAAAAGUUCUGUGAUAGACAUGUGUUUUUGUGUAAUCAAGUAUAACUUGCCCAAAAUUUUAGUCAUUGUAAGGACUUUUUCGUUUUUGGUGAAAGCAUCACUUCUUGUACACUCCCACCUCAAUUACUUGUAGGUGUGAAACAAAAUUACCUGAAAUGUACAAAUUUCAUCAUAGUUAUAAGUUACCAUAGUGAUGGAUUGAAAUAAACCAAGAGACAAUUUCGGUG